Messenger RNA from Tauraco erythrolophus (red-crested turaco), 620 nucleotides. The record is from RefSeq and is a predicted model, not a curated record. Lineage: Eukaryota; Metazoa; Chordata; Aves; Musophagiformes; Musophagidae.
UUGUGCUCAUCGGGGACUCUGGGGUGGGGAAGAGCAACCUGCUCUCGCGCUUCACCCGCAACGAGUUCAACCUGGAGAGCAAGAGCACCAUUGGGGUGGAGUUUGCCACAAGGAGCAUCCAGGUGGACAACAAGACGGUGAAGGCUCAGAUCUGGGACACGGCCGGGCAGGAGCGGUACCGGGCCAUCACCUCGGCGUACUACAGGGGGGCGGUGGGAGCUCUGCUCGUCUACGACAUCGCCAAGUACCUGACGUACGAGAACGCUGAGCGCUGGCUGAAGGAGCUGCAGGACCACGCUGAUGCCAACAUCGUCAUCAUGCUGGUGGGCAACAAGAGCGACCUGCGGCACCUGCGGGCUGUGCCCACUGAUGAGGCCAGGACCUUUGCAGAGAAGAACGGGCUGUCCUUCCUUGAGACGUCUGCUCUGGACUCCACCAACGUGGAGACAGCUUUCCACAACAUCCUCUCGGAGAUCUACCGCAUCGUGUCACAGAGGCAGAUCGCCGGACAGCCGGAGUCGGAGUUUGGCCCCACCACAACCAUCGAGCCCAUCGAGCCCAUCCGGGUGCUGCCCACGCAGCAGGAGGGCAGGCAGGCACCCUGCUGCCAGAACAUCUGA